AUGAAUCAAUUAUGUAAGAAAUUCAUUCCGUUGGAUAUUGCUUGUAAAAAGGCUUUUAUGGGAUCUUUAACGUAUGAAGAAUUUAUCACGUUACCCUUGUUCAUACAGCAACACCGAUCGUUGCACAAGAAUUUAUUGUGCCAACAUCCAAAGAAGGUUUCCUUUCUAUUAUUCCCGAAUCGUAUGACCACCAAUACUACAACAACGGAUCAUCAUCACUUUGAAAUUCUCUCCAACAAUGAUGAUAUGAAGAAUUAUUGCUUGAAUUAUGCUCUCGUUUCUGCCUUUUAUCAAAACAACAAGUAUUUAAGUAAUAGUUGGCAUGGUUUCCAUAACUUGAUGAGUCUGAAAGGAGUCUUUCCUCAUACUCAAAAAUUGGUGUCUGAUUUGGCAAAAAGUAUAGAUCCACGUUUGCUUUUCAAUUCUUCCUUUCGAAAGUUUUUCGUCGAGUUGGCUGAAGUAUUGGCAAAUAUAAGAUCAACCUUCCAAAACGAGAAGGAAUUAUUAUCGUACUUUUCAAUGGCAUCGUCAUCUUCGGUGAAUGUAGAGUAUGCCAAAUGCUGGUUUUUUUCAAUGCCUGUCCUCAUGCAAACAAGUACUUCAUCAAGUCUUAAACACAUUCAACAAUAUUCACAAUAUUUGGAUGAGGAUGAUAAGAAGAAUGAAUUUCUAUGCACUUGGAUGAUUCGACACCAUAAAAUGUAUGACAUUAUUCAAAUGUCUGGUCAGAACCAAAGUCGAGUGGUCUUGAGAAGGUGGAUUUCUCAUAAUCCAACUCUAUUUUCCUCACUCCCAAAAUGGAUUCAACAUGACAAGUUGGUUGCUUUAGAAGCUGUCAAGGAAAACCCAGACCUCAUUUAUCCAAUCCUUAAUACCGAGUUGAAGCAAGAUGUGUCUAUCAUGAGUGUCAUGCUCAAAUAUACACCUUUCUCAAAAUUUCUGCAAAUGGCAAGAUCAGUAGACGGUAUUAGGGACAAAGUUGUGUCGAAUAAGGACUUGUUGAUUGAAGUUUUUUCGAAAGGACACGAAUCCAACUAUGGAUUACUUGAAUUUGCGCCUCCAAAUAUUAAGAAUGAUAAGCGAAUGAUUAUGGCAUGUUUAGAAAGAUUCUACACCAAGUAUCAAUCUCUCUGA
Messenger RNA from Naegleria lovaniensis, 1134 nucleotides. RefSeq lists its product as uncharacterized. Bases 1 to 1134 code for a protein of 377 amino acids. The transcript has a single exon. NCBI's taxonomy places the organism in Eukaryota, Heterolobosea, Eutetramitea, Acrasida, Naegleriidae. The record is from RefSeq and is a predicted model, not a curated record.